Messenger RNA from Nematostella vectensis (starlet sea anemone), 2253 nucleotides. Its product is annotated as neuropeptide Y receptor type 1. The record is from RefSeq and is a predicted model, not a curated record. Gene Ontology annotation, molecular function: G protein-coupled receptor activity. NCBI's taxonomy places the organism in Eukaryota, Metazoa, Cnidaria, Anthozoa, Actiniaria, Edwardsiidae. Gene Ontology annotation, cellular component: membrane. The transcript is spliced from 2 exons. Bases 386 to 1573 code for a protein of 395 amino acids. Gene Ontology annotation, biological process: G protein-coupled receptor signaling pathway.
UUAAUGCCAUACUGAACAAAUACAGGUUUCAUUACAGCAUGUAAGAGAAAACGUUCUGCCUCAUAUAAACUUCAGGAAAAGUGGUUGGUUUCGUUUCCUUUUCCGCGUCUCGUACUGGGUGUAGAUUAUACCGUACUUUAUUUGUCAAGACAGUUCAGUCUCUCGACAUCAUACUACACGCAGCUGGGGUCGCUGGCCUUAAAUGUAUAGUAUUCCUAGGUGCUACACCUUGAUGAAAGGUUAGCUCUUGAUUAGAAGAUGUUCCCUUGCCAAAACGGUAUUCGAUUUCUGAUGUAGACCUAGAGAAACGGAUCACAGAACCCGAAGGUAAAGCGGCCAAGCGAGAAGGCACUUUAUUCUUCCAUAAGGCGUGUUUACAACAAAUAUGCAGCCGUGGAAUGCUGAGGUUUCUGUCAACAAACUAUUUCCGCUGGAUUCUGAGGGAAAUAUUUCCUGUGAUAUAAAUGCACAAUACAUCUAUGAAUCCGAUGGGGUCAAAUUCAGUCGAAUCUCAACCGAAUCUCUUCUUGCACUCCUUGGCAUCAUUGGGAAUCUCUUUGUAUGUCUACUACAAGCUGAGCACCUCAGAAUAAACCGACGAGUCAUUGGCCUGAUCAGAAGUCUCGCUUUAGCAGACUUAGGCAUUCUUCUGGUGUGUUUUCCUUUUGCUGUCGCAAAGGAGCAAGAAGCGAUCAAUGAAUGGACAUUCGGAGCUGCGGGAUGCAAAGUUUUUUAUCCAUUUUGUGAAGCUUUUUAUGCAGUCUCGAUUUGGUCUGUUGUGGCUAUCUCGAUUGAAAGGUACCGAAUUUUCAAAAGGAACAAUAACAUUUGGGCUCCAAGCCGUGAGAACUGGCAAAAUUGGCGGAUUGUGACCACUAUAUGGAUUAUUGCAUUUUUCGUAUAUUCCCUACCGCUAUUUUUCUCGAGCACAUUACAAACUCUUUGCGGGAAGAAAAUGUGCUACCUUGAAUGGUCGGCUACAGGAAGCAUGAACAGUCUAGCUGCUAAGCUGCAUUCCUUUACACUUCUUUUCACUCUUUAUUUUGUACCUGUGUGCAUUAUAGCUUGGACCUACUUUCGAGCCUCGAGGCGCAAAGAACUCUUCGCGAACAGACACAAACGCGCGCGAAGGCGCAUACGAACACAGUUCAACUCGCUUAGCUCUGCUUUGCUUGAGGAGGAAGAAGCUGUAAGAGAACAGCUCGAUUCGAUCAGUCGCAUUCACCUUCCUGUUGUCGGUAUUUUUGCAAUCACUAUGGUCCCAGUAACAUUACUUCGAUUUAUCUUUUCAUUUUUUCCAAACACACUGACUCUCGAGAAAUACCUUGUUCUUUUCAAUAUUUCCAUUGUUUUUAUUAUCCUCCACGCAGCAGCCAAGCCCUGCGUUUAUUUUUUAUUGAGUCGCAGUUUUCGCUCGGCAUACGCGCAUGUAUGGAAGAGACUUCGCGCGUACGCGAGGUGUAGGAUUAAAAAAGAAGAACGCCUUGUUUCUUCGCAUGACUUUGGUGUUGAGAUUGUGUCUCUUACAAGCACCACAACAACUCUUAGUCGAUACAAAGAAACAACGUUAUAGACAAUCAGGCGGAUUGGUUGAUAAACAGAUAAACUUUGCUCUCCAUUAUGUGCGACGAGAUGUAAAAAGAUAGGAAAUUGCUUUGCAGAACUAUCUUUCAGACGAAGGUGAUAGUUGAUGAGAGACGAUGAGAGUCCCAAACUUUCCUAGCUCUCCCAGAGUUGCGAUCAAACGGAUUUUGAUGAGAGUGAUCACGUUUUAAUCAAAGAAUCUAUAAUUACACCUUGAAUUCACUUGUUGUGAGAACUGCUGACCGAAAUACUCUAAUUAACUCUUAUUCACGUGGAUCAAACGAUGACAGCUCUGAUCAGCUCUCAUUUCGAAUUUGAACAUGUUUAGGAUGAAUGAGAGUCGAUGAGAGUGCGUGAAAGUGCACGGUCAAACGGUCAUAGAGUUGGAACCGUUAUCGACUUUCGCUGACUCUCGUCUCCGUCGAUCGAGGCAUUCCCGCCUUUUAAUCUUAGAACACAAAUGCUUGAAUAGAUGGGUACUGAAUAAAAAAUCGUGGUUGCGUUGUAGCGAUGUGUGUGCGAGAUUCAAAUGGAUUAUAUGACUAAUCCUUUUUUUUUCAAUAAUAACAGACCAAACAGCUUCCACAGGUCAGUCAGUAGCCAUGGGGUAACCCCUUGCAUCUGGCCAAGAGGUCCGAACAAAUGAAAAGAAUAUAGAUUUGCAAUGUU